CUGAAUACAAGGAGGAGCACCAGUUGUGUUGAAAAUAUAUCGUGCUCUUCGGGAUGGACCUUUGUCCUGCUGAAUCAACUGCCUUGAGUGCGGCUGAAGAGGCUGAAAUAGAGACAAUCAGGAAGCACAAACAGGAGCUUUUGGAUGACAUUGAGAAGCUGAAGGAGGAGAUUGCUGAGGUGUUUGCAGAGAUUGAGUGUUUCCAACGUGUAGAGGAGAAGCAAGCGGCAGACAGUAAUCCUGGAGAGCAGAUCAGCAAGCUGUCACAGAGGGAUAAAAUUCUGGCUCUGGGCCGGAAGAAAUUCAACAUGGAUCCUGAAAAGGGGAUCCAGUACCUGAUCGAGCACCAGGUAUUGUCUUCAGACCUUCAGGAGAUCGCCAGGUUCCUCCACAAGGGUGAAGGUCUGAACAAGACAGCCAUUGGGGAUUACCUGGGUGGGAGGGACCCCACAAACAUUCAGAUCCUCCAGGCCUUUGUGGCGUGUCACCAAUUUGCCAACCUCAACCUGGUGCAGGCGCUGAGGCAGUUCCUCUGGAGCUUCCGGCUGCCCGGGGAGGCGCAGAAGAUUGACCGGAUGAUGGAGGCCUUUGCCAGCUGGUACUGCAAGUGUAACCCAGCAGUGUUCCAGUCCACAGAUACCUGUUAUGUACUCUCCUUCUCUAUCAUCAUGCUUAACACCAGCCUGCACAACCCCAAUGUGAAAGACAAACCCCACUUUGAAAGGUUUGUAUCCAUCAACAGAGGCAUUGACAAUGGAGGGGACCUGCCAGAAGAGCUUCUAAAGAAUCUGUUUGAGAGCAUAAAGAACGAGCCGUUCUCCAUACCAGAGGAUGACGGCAACGACCUCACCCACACUUUCUUCAACCCUAACCGUGAAGGCUGGCUGCUGAAACUAGGAGGACGUGUGAAAACCUGGAAACGCCGUUGGUUCAUUCUGACUGAUAACUGCCUCUAUUACUUUGAAUAUACCACGGACAAAGAGCCUCUGGGCAUUAUCCCCUUGGAGAACCUCUCAGUCCGGAAGGUGGAUGAUCCCAAAAAGCCAAACUGCUUUGAACUCUUCAAUCCCAACUGCAAAGGGCAGAAGAUCAAAGCCUGCAAAACAGAUGGGGAUGGGAAGGUGGUUGAAGGCAAGCAUCAGUCCUACAAGAUAUCAGCAGCCACUCCAGCAGAGCGUGAUGAGUGGAUUGAGGCAAUACGGACCAGCAUCACACAGGAUCCUUUCUAUGAUUUGGUCUCUGCCCGUAAGAAAAAGAUUGCCAGCAAAAACUGACCCAUGACCUGGUCACCGGCAUCAGAAAGGUGUAGGUUAUUGGACAGCUUCCCUCUCACACUGGGCUCUUCCAGUGAUGAAAUUUGGGAGCUUUGGUUCCAUCUGCCUCCCAUUUGGUAGGCAGAUGACUGACAGGACAGCUUGCCCUCUUUGCUUCUUCCCCUUCCAAGCUGAAGGCAGAGGCACAGGGUGUGAUCCACUGAGGACUGUCAGAACUGUGGGCAGGGGGUUGCCCAUGUCUGAACACAAAGGCUCAACAGCAAUUGGCCUUUGGGUUCUCCCAUGUAGCCCCAGACAUGUGGAACAGCAUCUGAGAGGAGAAAGGAAUGUCUGCACAGUGUCUCCAGCCCCUCCUGUUGUCACACCAGGCCAGGGUAUUUUUCUCUGAGGAUCCAUGUGGAUUCUCUUGGAGCAGCUGAGCAUGGUCCACUCAGUUGCAGAGCAGAAAGGCCCCAGUGGUUUCUCUUCCAUGAACAGAUGUGUAGAGGUAGUGGGGUGGAAGCCACUGAUAUUUAGAAACUUGCUGUGAAACCAGAGGUCAAGGUAAGAUAAGAACCCCUCAGUUCAGAAGAAAUCCCUCUCUCUCCCUUCCUAAAGCCUGUAGUGAGAGCUGUAAUCCUAGGAAGUCCCCGCUCUGUAACUGUGUCAUAAAUGCUAAAAAGUUAAAGACAAUUGAAUCCCUAUUCAACGUAAGGGCUAACUGAGCAUAGAGAUGCUUUGGGACCAGGAAAGCAGCUCUGGGUGUGUUGUCUCUCUUUUUGAGACUUGGGGACCACCACAGAUUUCCUUGGGGAGGAAACCCAAACUCUAGCUCUCCUCCUGGCUGAUGGCUCCCUGGCAAAGGUUGGUUCCUUGAGCAGCUCAGAGGUGUGGGCUUUGUAUCUGAAAGUUUUACAGUCAGAUGGCAUGAAAAAAUGGAGGUACAUACAUCUCCCCAGCAGCACACACACACAGAGGCAUUCAUUCCCUUCUUCAUACAAUGGUAUCAUCUGGAGUCUGGGGGUUUUUGCCUCUUGUGUAAAGAGAGAAAUAAAAGUGCUUAAAAUAAGCCAAAAACUCAGGGUAAUGUGAUCAUUUUCGUGAUAAAGUCAGAGGAUGUGAGGUAAGAGUACCAUGUUCCUGUGCCCAGCAGAGCAAUCUGAGCACUGCUGCAGUCUCUUGGCUGUUUCCUUCCUGCAGAGGGCUGUAUCUACCAGGCAAUCUGCAGCAAGGCCAGCACAGCCCGAAUUUUCAUUCCAGUUCUCUUCGCCCAAGCCACAGGAAUGCUGAAUUAAUUUCAAGAGGCAGGGAGCGUA
This is a messenger RNA of Pyrgilauda ruficollis (rufous-necked snowfinch), 2569 nucleotides long. It is a transcript of the gene CYTH4, whose product is annotated as cytohesin 4. Gene Ontology annotation, molecular function: guanyl-nucleotide exchange factor activity. The record is from RefSeq and is a predicted model, not a curated record. The coding region runs from base 54 to 1274 and encodes 406 amino acids. The transcript is spliced from 13 exons. Lineage: Eukaryota; Metazoa; Chordata; Aves; Passeriformes; Passeridae. Gene Ontology annotation, biological process: regulation of ARF protein signal transduction.